Cataglyphis hispanica is the source of this 1519-nucleotide messenger RNA. RefSeq names its product vasoactive intestinal polypeptide receptor 2-like. Bases 80 to 1519 code for a protein of 479 amino acids. The record is from RefSeq and is a predicted model, not a curated record. Gene Ontology annotation, cellular component: plasma membrane. Gene Ontology annotation, molecular function: G protein-coupled peptide receptor activity; peptide hormone binding. Gene Ontology annotation, biological process: adenylate cyclase-modulating G protein-coupled receptor signaling pathway; cell surface receptor signaling pathway. NCBI's taxonomy places the organism in Eukaryota, Metazoa, Arthropoda, Insecta, Hymenoptera, Formicidae. The transcript has 10 exons.
GCCAAAGUUUCAGAAGAUCCACGAUCGUGUGAACACGUAGGUGUACAUUCUGAAGAAAGAGUAGCUAUUAGCCGUUAGAAUGGGCGAUGCUGAGGAGGAGCGUUUUUUAAUCGAUCAGAAAUCUAAAUGCGAGCAGCUUCUUAAAGAAGAAGCAAAUAUGACUGUCAACGAGGGCAAUGGAACAGAUAUUCAUCAAUGUCCGGCGAUCUUCGAUGAUCUGCUCUGCUGGUCGCGCACUGAUGCACCGGGAAUAGCGACCUUACCAUGUCCACCUGCCUCGAUUAUGGGAUACACCGAUUUGGCAACUGAGAAUUUAAGAGCACUGGCGGUUGCCAGCAAGGUCUGUCUGUCGAAUGGCGAAUGGUACCAGAACUCGGACGGCGUGUUCUGGAGCAACUACAGUCUCUGUGUACUGAAUAGAACGCGUUACAUGAUCAAUGGUGCUGAGAAACUGAAUUAUCCACGAUGGUAUAAUAAUAUGGCGGAGUAUUCGCUGCUGAAUAAAUGGUUGCCGAUUAUCAGAAUAGUAUCGCAAAUUGGAUACGGCACUUCAUUUACUACUCUAAUCGUCGCCAUGGUGGUCUUUUCCUUACUUAAGAAGCUCAGGAAUCCUAGAAAUAGAUUGCACAUGCAUCUGUUUGUGUCCUUUAUCAUGAGAGCUUUCAUGGCACUUCUGAAGGAUUGGAUUUUUAUUGAUGGAAUUGGAAUGGCUUGGAAUAUCGUCUUUGUCGGAAACAGUGCUUUUAUCAACGAACGCAGUAUGUGGAUCUGUAAGGCUAUUACGAGUCUGUGGCAAUAUUUUAUCGUGGCAAAUUACUCAUGGAUCUUGAUGGAAGGGCUGUAUCUACAUAAUUUAGUUUUCAAGGCGCUAUGUGCCGACACCAGUACAAUAGCUCUGUAUAUUCUGUUAGGCUGGGGUCUUCCCGUCUUAGUAGUAGUGCCAUGGAUUAUAAUACGCGCAACUAUCGAAGACACUCUCUGCUGGACCACACAUGACAAUCCUUUAUUGUUCCUUGUCAUAAGAAUACCAAUUAUUAUAUCUAUUUUGUUCAAUUUUCUAUUAUUCCUUAACAUCGUGCGUGUCCUGCUUGUAAAACUAAAGACAUCAGUGCAUCUUCAACGGAAAAAAAUGAAAUACAAGAGAUGGGCAAAAUCGACUAUGGUUUUGGUACCACUCUUCGGAAUACAUUAUACUUUCUUCCUUGGAUUAUCUUAUCAUAAAGAUUACCGGAUCGAACUCAUCUGGCUUUUUUGCGAUCAACUAUUUGCGUCCUUUCAAGGUGCUUUCGUGGCUUUAUUAUAUUGUUUGCUAAACGGCGAAGUCAGAGCGGAAAUGCGACGAGCAUGGAGGGCUCGACGAUCAAAGAAAGAGGUCGAUUCUUUCAUAUCUGGGCAUCGAGAUUUACCGAGAAAUUUGAAGGACGGAAUGAAUCGAAAGCAGCAUCGAUCUGAAGGCGAUGACAGCACAAAUUUCGCGAUUAUAGUCAUGAAAAAACUGUCGAUUAAAGAUGUUAAAUAG